Molecule: messenger RNA, 858 nt
Organism: Closterium sp. NIES-67
Lineage: Eukaryota; Viridiplantae; Streptophyta; Zygnematophyceae; Desmidiales; Closteriaceae
Source: the annotation of a GenBank genome assembly
CCCUGCCUCCCACAAGCUCCAUACCCCUUCGCCCCUUCCCAACAUGGAUGCGCUGGCGGGUUAUGGGUCAGACGACGACGUCAGCGACGAAGAGCCCUCGCAGCCAUUCCAGUCAUCCGCACCUGCCGCGCCAGCUGCCGCUCCAGCAACUUCCGCUGUGCGCGCUACCCCCGUUAAACAUGCCACUUCUGUAAGCCAGAACCAGUCUGAGGACAACUUCUCACCAGCCUCGCAGCAGCAGCAGCCAAGGCAGGGCCUAGGCCUGGCCCUGCCGCCCCAUCGGCCAAGCGCGGAUUUCUCGGAUCUCUUCCGCCGCCGCGAUUCGCGGGUUCCGCAGCCGGGGCGUCCGCCCCUUCCCCCUGGUCCGCUAGGGAAGCGGAAGUGGAAGACAGCUUAUUUGCGCCACCUCCCGCCGCCUCCCGCGCGGCCUUUUCCGCCAUAGCAGACGCGACUGCAGGUGCAACGUCAGCAGACGGUGAGCCGUCAGAAAGCCUCACGGACAGUCUCGGUUCUAGUCGGCCGCGGUCAGGGCUGUUCGCUGCCCUCCCGCCCCCAAGACAAACGCCCGGGUCAGCACUUGGGGUGGGAUGGGUGUGGGACUCGGAGGAUUGGGGACAACGGGAGAAGAGCCUUCGACCACCGUGGGAUUUGGGCGAGGAGUAGGCGGAAGGCAGCGGCGGAUUUUGGGGAGGAUUCGGAGUCGGACGAGGAGGAGAGGGCGCGCAAGACUCGUAUCCGCGAUCGCAACGCAGCAGCAGCAGCUGCAGCCGCAGGGGGCAAGAGAGGCCUGGCGGCGUUCCUGCCAGCGCCCAAGAAUUCCCUGGGCAUGGGGGGAGCCAUGGGGGGAUCUGGAUCCAC